GCGUUACCUGUCAGUCAAAAGACCUUUAAAUGGCCACACUGUACAGAGCCGUGGACCUUUUACAUCACGGUAAUAACGCUGUUACGGUAAUAUUCUGGGUAAUAGCUGCUUAAACACGGUCUGAUUUACUUGUUGGCGUUCUUCUCUUUCCAUCGAAUCCGCUUUUAACUCGGUAAGCUUGUAGAAAAGCCCCAAAAAUACAUUUAAAAAUGAGCGACGAGGACGACUUUUUGCAGAAAGCCCGAACCGGGUUUGAAGAUCUGUGUCGGGCUUUGAAUAUGGACGAAGAGGCGAGCAGUGAGGCGUGGAAGACCUACGAAAACAUCAGCAGGAACUUUACAUUAGAGGGCAGCGAGCUGCACUGGCUGGCCUGUGCUCUCUACGUGGCGUGCAGGUCCUCUGUGCCGACGGUGGGAAAAGGCACCGUCGAGGGGAACUACGUCUCUCUGACCAGAAUCCUACGCUGCUCAGAAAUUAGCCUGAUUGAGUUUUUUAAUAAGAUGAAGAAGUGGCAGGACAUGGCCAACCUGCCUCAGGACUUCCGUCAGAGCACCGAGAAGCUGGAGAGAAACUUCACCGUGUCAGCGGUGAUCUUUAAGAAGUACGUUCCCAUCUUCAAGGCCAUCUUCAAGGCCCCGUCGGAGGAUCCGCCCCGAGUUCACCGCAGCCGCAAACAGAGACGUCAUCCCUGCACUGUGACCGAGGUCUUCAACUUCUGCUGGGUUUUGUUUGUCCAUGCCAAAGGGAACUUCCCCAUGAUCAGCGAUGACCUGGUGAACUCGUAUCACCUGCUGCUGUGCGCUCUGGACCUCGUCUUCACCAACGCUCUGCUGUGCAACGCCAGGAAAGACCUGCUCAACCCAAAUUUCAAAGGUCUGCCUGAGGACUUCAGCAGUAAGGACUACAGGCCGUCCUCCGGUCCGCACUGCUUCAUAGAGCAGCUGUGUGAGCUGCAUGACGGCCUGGUGCUGGAGGCCAAAGGAGUCAAAGAACACUUCUGGAAACCCUUCAUCAAAAAACUCUUCCACAAGAGGAUCCUCAGAGGAAAGGAAGACGGUCUGAGCGGCUUUCUGGACCCCAUGAACUUUGGAGACAGCUCCUUGUCUCUCAACCGGGUGUAUGAGGAACAUGUUCUGGCCACCGGCGGUCUGGAUGAGAGGAUCUUCACGGGUGAGGGGGCGAGCGAGGACAUCGGCACCCCGGGGCCCUGCCUGUGUGAGGGGUCGGAGCACCAGGACAGCGCCGCCUACAGGCUUCACACCAACCUCACGGCCUCGGCUCUGAAGGUCUCCACUCCUCUCACAGGGAGGAAGUACAUUCAGGAGGGCAGCUUGGCGUCGCCGGUCUCGUCCGCCAUGAAGAGUGUGGGGCGACUCCACACGCUGCUGUCGGGAACCAAACAGGGGCCGAGCGCUAAGCUAACAGAAACCCUCAGGAACUGUGCCAGAGACCCCAGUGAUGUCAUCAGCAAGCGCCUGAAGGACAUGUUCGAGCUCUUCUCUCAACAUUUCGAGGGCAGCGGGGCCGAGAACAGGGGGAUGGGGAAAGACAUGGCAGUGAAGUACUUCCACCUGGCGGAGGCGCUCUACUACAGGAUCCUGGAGUCCAUCAUAGAGAGGGAGAAGAUGAUACUGGGAGACGCUGACUUGUCGUGUAUUCUGGAGCAGGACAUCUUCCAUCGCUCCCUGCUCGCCUGCUGUUUGGAGAUCGUCAUCUUCUCCUACAGACCUCCAGGAGAUUUUCCCAACGUGAUCGGCAUCUUCCAGCUCCCCGCUUAUCACUUCUACAAGGUGAUCGAGGUGUUGGUGCGGUCGGAGCAGGGUCUGUUUCGGGAGGUGGUGAAGCACCUGAACCAGGUGGAGGAGCAGGUUCUGGAGAGCCUGGCCUGGACCAGCGACUCCCCGCUGUGGGAGAGCCUCCGCGCUGCCAAAGACCACGUCCCCGCCUGCCAGGAGGUGAUGCCUCCUCAGUAUCUGGAACAAAACAAUGAAAGCAGAGCAGGCAGCGUUCCCCUCACUCCCAUCAGCCACGGCUCGGACCUCAGCGCCAACAGCACCAUCAAAGGCGUGUCCCCCUCCCCCACCACCCUGCUGGACCGGUACAGCUCUCCGCCUACCGGCGCAGCUCGGCGCCGUCUGUUCGUCGACCCGCUGGACGGUGAGCAUGGAGUCACCUGCACCAGCACCGGCAGCGCAGCACCGACUGUCGUGACCAAGACCGGACAGGCCAGCCUGGUCACGUCCAUCCCAGCCGGGCAGACGGUGGUCACUGUGGCAACCGCCACCAUGACAGCCAACAACGGGCAGACGGUCACCAUCCCUGUGCAGGGGAUAGCCAAUGAGAGCGGAGGCAUCACCUUCAUCCCGGUCCAGGUGAGUGUGACCGGACAGGGCGGAGCCACGCUGCAGCCGCUGUCCGCUCAGACUCUGACCAGCACUCUCACCGUCCAAUCAGCCGUCACUAAACAUAGUGCCAAACCAGCCAGCAGCCGGCUGAGGAAAGGCUCGCUGUCCCUGUUCUUCAGGAAGGUGUACCACCUGGCCAGUGUGCGUCUCAGAGAUCUUUGUGCCAAGCUGGACAUCUCGUCAGAGCUGAGGAGGAAGAUCUGGACGUGUUUUGAAUAUUCUCUGGUCCACUGUACCGAACUGAUGAAGGACCGUCACCUCGACCAGCUCCUCAUGUGUGCAGUUUACGUCGUGGCAAAGGUGACCAAAGAGGAUAAAUCCUUCCAGAACAUCAUGAAGAGUUACCGCACUCAGCCUCAGGCCAGCAGCAACGUUUACAGGAGCGUGUUGAUCUCAGGCAGGAGGAGACGUCACUCAGGCACCGACGACACCGACAAACACAACUCAUCUGCUGACCCCAACCAGGACCCAGCAGGGGGAGACACCAGUCCAGUUCCCAUCCGCUCCAGCAGCACCAUGCACACCCCCCAGCCGGGCAGUGCCCCCUCCACCCCGAACAAGAACUCUUCCUCUGCCGUGGGCGAGGAGGAGCGAGGAGACCUGAUCCUCUUCUACAACAGCGUUUACAUCAAACAGAUGAGACACUUCGCUCUGAGAUACUCGCCCAGCUCGCCGUCUGCAGGGGUGGAGCCCCCCCCCCUGUGCCCGUACCCCACCCUGAGGACCGGGUCUCCCCGUCGGAUGCUCCUCUCCAGCAAACACUCCAUUUACAUCUCACCUCACAAUACAGGCUCCGCCCCCACGGCGACCACCCCCCGAGACAAGAUUUACUAUUACAUCUGCAGCAGCCCCCCCAACCGUCUCCAGGAGAUCAACAGUAUGAUCCGGACCGGAGAGACGCCCACCAGGAAGCGCAGCAUGCCGCUGGACGAGGAGACGUCGCCCAAGAGGGUUUGUAACGACAACCACUCCGCCCUGCUGCGCCGCCUGCAGGCCGUCGCCAACGACCGCAGCUCCUCGCACUGACGUCGCCAUCACGCCACGUCCUCACGGCCCCGUCACGCUGUCAGAGCGGACAGACCACACGCCGUCAUUUCUACAUCAAGUGUUUUAACAGACAGUUAAAGUAAAAUACCACGGGAUCAGAAACAUCAUUUCCAGAAUGACAAAAUGAUGAACUCGUGGGAAAAUUCAAAAUGUUGAGGCAAAAAAGUCGUAUUUAUAAAGUUAUAUCCAUUUUAAAAGGUGUUUAACAGUGUUUGGAUGCAGAAAUGACAGUUUUUCUGAAAGAAUACUGAAUAAAAGGAGUCACAACAUCUAUUAAUACAUUUUUUAAACUAAUAAUCAAUGAGACGGGUCAAUGACACAUUUCCUCUGCACUGCGUUCAUUAGUAUUACGUCGCCGCGUUGCUGAACUCUUCUUUCUGGGUGUAAAACUCAUCCUUCCAUCCAUUUCUUCUCCGAUACAGGAAUGAAAUUUAUUAUUGAACGAGACUUUUUUGUACGAGUUUCUUACGACGGUGUGAUGAAGUCGCAGCAGCAGCAGCUUCGCAGCACGACGUUCUCAUGUUUUUGAUUUUUACGCUCUUAUUUACUCCUGGCCUCAUCCUAUCAUCCUAUCAUCCUUCAUCUUCUCUACCAUACUGACAACAAAAAUCUGAUUUAAUUCCACAGCUGCUUUAUCAGCUCGCUGAAUUUAGUUUGAAUCAUUUUAAAAUCUUAACAUCUGUCAGUUAAAGCGCUCUGGAUUGAAGUGAUUUUUAUUGUCACACCAGCAGAACGGCCUCAUUUUUCCUCCUGUUAUCAUGGAUUUUAACUCAAACUCAUGUGUGUAAAUAUUUGUAAAAAAAAAAGGGAGAGAGAGAGACCUAUUUUAUGGAGGUGUUGUAAGUUAAGUGCCUUUAUAUCUUUAACUUCUGAAAUCUGUUUGUUCAAACAAACUUUUCUUGAUUGUAAAAAAAAAAA
Molecule: messenger RNA, 4370 nt
Organism: Micropterus salmoides (largemouth bass)
Lineage: Eukaryota; Metazoa; Chordata; Actinopteri; Centrarchiformes; Centrarchidae
Gene: rbl2
Product: retinoblastoma-like 2 (p130)
Exons: 22
Coding region: 210-3431 (1073 amino acids)
Biological process (GO): negative regulation of G1/S transition of mitotic cell cycle; regulation of transcription by RNA polymerase II; cell differentiation
Cellular component (GO): chromatin; nucleus; transcription regulator complex
Molecular function (GO): RNA polymerase II transcription regulatory region sequence-specific DNA binding
Source: RefSeq, a predicted model, not a curated record